AUGCCUAGAGACGACUUGUCCAUCGACUUCGUCAAAAACAUGCCGCCGGUCGAGAACCUGGACCCGUCCAUGAUCCUGGACGACUGGACGCAUCGCGUUGCCAACCUGCCCGAGGAGAUCCGCUUCAUCCAGGACGAGAUCGCCGAGAAGGACCGCCAGUACAAUGACUGCAUCAAGACGAUCGAGGAACGCGACGCGCGCAUCCAGAAAUGGAUCAAGGCCAACGGCAGCCACGAGAAGAACCCGCGCGAGGACAGCCUGCGCGCCGCCAUCUCCACCAACUACACCAUGGCCGAGCAGCUCUCCAACGAGAAGAUCGUCCUGACCCAGAAGAUGUCGGCCAUCUACGACAAGCACCUGCGCCAGCUCGACAUGCAGAUCAAGAUGCUGUACGACAGGGGCGAGCCUGGUUUCACAGACCCAGACGAAGUACCCUCUCUCCUCCGUCCCAGCGCUGCGAACAACACCGCCCCUUCGGCGCGCUCCAUCAAUCCCGCCGCCCAUCCCCUUCCGACGCCGCUCAACCCGAUCCUCAACUCGGCAACCCCGUCCGCCGUCCGAGCAGCCAAUCCUCAAGUACGAAGUACGCAAGCGCAACAGACACACGCAGCAUCGGCGCCCGCCACGCCGGCUGCCAGCAUGAUCCUGAACAGGCAAGCAAGGGAGGGCUCCGCUGGUCCCUCGGGAAACCCCAAGCGAGGUCCCCGCGUCAACAGCGGCUUGGGCAACGCGCCCACGACGUCGAGCGGGCUGGCGAGGCACUCCUCCCUGGGUCCCGGAACACCCAAGGCGAGCACGGCGGCAGGAGUUCAGCGGGCAGGUAGCGCAGGCCCACGCGCCAGCGUCAAGACCACGGCGGCAGGACCAGGUCGCAAGGCCGGGACGCCCACCGCCGGCAUCCGCAAGAAGGGCACGCCCGGCGCCGGGCCCGGCAACAAGUCGAACCUGUCGCGCGUGAAGCGGCCGAGCAAGAACAGCCCCUCGUCGACAGCCGACUCGGAGCUCUCGGACGCCGACACCGGCAGCGGCUCCGAGGUGUCGUCCCGCCGCGGCACCCCCGCAGCCCGCUCGUCGCAGCAAAAGGAGGCACCCCCGCACCACCCGCCCACGGCGGCCGAGCGCAAGAAGGCCCGCGCGGCCGCGCACCACAAGGACGGCGACAACGCCGACGACGACGCGAUGGAGGUGGACGAGGACGAGGCGGGCGACGACAAGAAGUACUGCAUCUGCCAGAACGUCAGCUUUGGCGACAUGGUGGCCUGCGACAACGACGACUGCCCGUACGAGUGGUUCCACUGGUCCUGCGUCGGGCUCAAGAGCGAGCCCAACGGCACCUGGUUCUGCCCCGUGUGCACCGAGAAGAUGAAGAAGGGCAAGUAG
Messenger RNA from Thyridium curvatum, 1380 nucleotides. RefSeq lists its product as uncharacterized. The transcript has a single exon. Gene Ontology annotation, biological process: regulation of DNA-templated transcription. NCBI's taxonomy places the organism in Eukaryota, Fungi, Ascomycota, Sordariomycetes, Thyridiales, Thyridiaceae. The record is from RefSeq and is a predicted model, not a curated record. Gene Ontology annotation, cellular component: Rpd3L-Expanded complex; Rpd3L complex; nucleus. The coding region runs from base 1 to 1380 and encodes 459 amino acids.